GGGGCUGCAGUGGGAACUAAUCUGUUUUAUCGUCGUUGUUUCUUUGUCGAAUUGUUUGCAAAGACGGACCGGAAGCAUUGGUUGCCGCUAUUUGCUGUGAAGGAUGGAACCCUAAUGGGCUAAGAAUACCUAGCCAUUUCCAAAGUAAUAAAACCCACAAUAAAUACUCUUAUAAAUAUAUACAAAUCACAAACCCGGAAUAUAAUCAGUGUAACACAAUCUUCGACACCCCGGACAUCCACGGCACUAAAGAAAGCAGGGUUGUAUAAGCAGUGUAUGCUAAAUGUGUUGGUGAUUGACCUUCUAUGCUUUGGACCUUGGUGACUUUCUUAGGUCUGUUGUUCUAAGUGAGGGGCCGUGCAAACGCUAUUGAUAUCUGUCAUGGGUUUAUUUGCGUACCUGAAGACUCAGUUUAUUCUGCACCUGCUUAUCAGCUUUGUGUUCAUAGUGAGUGGACUAAUUAUAAACUUCGUUCAGCUAUGCACACUGGUUCUCUGGCCAGUAAACAAACAGCUCUACCGCAGGGUCAACUGCCGCCUUUCCUAUUCAUUGUGGAGCCAGCUUGUGAUGUUGCUAGAGUGGUGGGCGGGUACAGAAUGCACUCUGUUUACAGACAAGGCCACUGUGGACAAGUUAGGGAAAGAGCAUGUCAUCGUCAUCCUUAAUCACAAUUAUGAAAUAGAUUUCCUCUGUGGAUGGACCAUUUGUGAGCGGUUUGGAGUUUUGGGGAGUUCGAAAGUCCUUGCAAAGCAUGAGUUGUUGAAAGUGCCACUAAUUGGGUGGACCUGGUACUUCUUGGAAAUAGUUUUCUGUAAAAGGAGAUGGGAAGAAGACAAAGACACUGUCAUCCAGGGACUCAAAAACCUCUCGGACUAUCCUGAGUGCAUGUGGUUCCUCUUGUAUUGUGAAGGGACACGCUUUACAGAAAAAAAACACCAGAUCAGUAUGCAGGUUGCCGAAUCAAAGGGCCUUCCCAAGCUGAAGUAUCACUUACUGCCCAGAACAAAAGGAUUCACCACAACCAUGCAGUGUCUUAAAGGAACAGUUUCAGCUGUUUAUGAUGUGACCCUGAAUUUCAAAGACAAGAGGAAUCCCACCCUACUAGGCAUUCUACAUGGAAAGAAGUACGAGGCAGACAUGUCUGUCCGGAGGUUUCCAGUAGAAGACAUUCCCGAAGAUGAGAAAGAGUGUGCAAACUGGCUUCACAAACUCUAUCAGGAGAAGGAUGCUUUGCAGGAGCAUUAUGAGAAGGAUGGCUCUUUCCCUGGUCCACAGUUCAAACCCCCAAGGAGACCAUGGACUCUACUAAAUUUUUUCUUCUGGGCCACAGUUUUGCUUUCCCCACUUAUCAGCUUUGCUUUUGGUGUAUUUGUAAGCGGCUCCCCCCUCCUUAUCAUCGGGUUUCUGCUGUUUAUUGGAAUAGCAUGCUUUGCUGUCAGGCGGCUAAUAGGAGUGACUGAAAUUGGAAAGGGCUCCAGUUACGGGAACCAGGAAUUCAAGAAAAAAAAUUAAGUUUUCUGACUCUCGUUAAAACAAAAUGUUCAAUGACCUUCACUAGAGGAGGGGAAAAAAAGACAACAUCUAAAAUCACCAGAAAUACCGUCCGAAGAAACCAACUAAGGAGUGUAACCAGGUUGGAACGCCUGACAGCCAGUUUGAUUUCAGGUCAAAAGAAAACAACACCAACAAAAAGUCUUUUUUUAAACCAAUUUAAACCCAUUUAAUCUUUGUAUUCCAAUACUAAACUUAAAUACUGGAUAUAGGGUGCUGUUUUAAUUGUUAUAACUGAAUAAUAUAAAAUGUUGUCAGUUAGAUUUUUUUUUUUUUUUUUUAAAUCGCCCAGAGUGACUCUUUCUGUGGAAAAUGAAAGGCUUCUAUCCUUUUAAAGUGCGGUGUGAAGCUGGAUCUGGUCAAGUACAGGGGCACAAUAAAGGUAUUUUUAAAUACUCAGAAAGCUUAUCAUUAAGAGAGAGAAAAUGUGUGUUCCUUACGGUUCUGUUACUGCAUUGAUACUUAGGAAUACAUAGGUUUACUUUUUCAUGUUCAAGAACAAAUAUCCUCUGUCCUUUUUACUAAAUUAACAUGUUUUUGUCUGUGACUUGAGAGUCAUUAAAAAGAUAUAUAUUUGUUGUCAUUAAACCAAACCCUAAGCCAAACAUUACUUCUCGCUCUAAGAUUUCAAUCUAUGGUAAAGACAAAUAUAUCUGUUGUUUUGGAUAAAAAAUGAUAAAUUAUAGAUAAAAUGUAGGGUUGCAUUUAUAACAUACACCCUGGCUACGUGCCAGCGUUGGAGAGAAGCAGUGGUUUGCCUGUGGAUUAUUUAAUAUAGUUGGCAGUAAGCCUCUCUCCUGCUAGCCCUAUGGCUGUAAUGAUCAUUGAUUCAAGCCCAAGUUUGGCUAGCCUUUUCCCAGUGUCUUGUAUUAGACUUGCAUCCAGACUGAGACAGCCCCUGCCAGGUAUAGAACUCCAUGGCAUCCCUAUGUGGCCAUGGUCACUUAUACAUUUGGGUGGUAUUGCUCCAGUGCUCAGAAAUCCCAAUAAGAAAUUCACAAAGCCCCCCAGUUGAUCAUUUAGCCAUGUGCAUCUAUAUUUGACAAAGAAACCCUUCAUUUGUACACAGAAUGGUCAUGUUUGUGUGAAGACUUACAUUGGCAUAGGAACGUUACAACUCUUUAAACACAUUAGAAACUCAUUGGGCCUGAUUUUUCCAGCUUUGAGGCAUUUUUGUAAAUGUGUCCACAGUUGAAAAUAUAGUCCUGGCCCUUGUAUCCAGAACAGAAUCUUCAGGUUUAAAUUUGUGCAUGAAAUAAAAUGUUUUCAAAAGUCUGUUGAUAAACAGGAACUAAUCUUGCCGACUGCUGACACAUUAAAUGUGAAAUGGAAAUCUGCAGAAAUGGUGUUAACUCCAAAGUCAGACUGUGAGUGUAACGUGUAUCCCCAGUAGUGUAAAAUAUUGUAGCUAAAUAAAUGUCAGUAAUAAAAGCGAAAUUGAAAAUAGUGGUGAAACCCUCUUCCUUGAAGGAAAACUUUUACUGUUCUAGAUUAUAAAGGUAACCAGCUUGGCACCCCAAAGCCCAAUUUACUUUAUGGCAUAUAUACAAAAAUAUAUAGCGUUCAUAUUAAAUUUAACAGAAUCUCAAAACUAGCAAUGCAAACAUGAAUACACACCAAACUUCUUUGGAAAUUAGUUUUGUGCACUUUAUUAAUGAACAUUACUUCCCGUCAUGCACAGAAGACCAUUUAUAUUAUUAACAUUGUAAUCAUGUACCAUCCUAGGACUUCACUCUUCAGACAUGACUGGCUAAUAUCAAUAUAUGCAGGGAGAGACAUGUAGCUUGGCAGCAUCUCUGUCAUUGCUUGUUUACAGAUGAAGCUGACUUUACCACUACAGCAGAUACCUUAGUUUAUCCUCUCCAUUCUAUCAGUCCCACAGUUAGCAGCAUCACCAUUUGCUAACUUGUUUACAAACUCAGGGAAGAGUUAGUCUGAAAGUUGUGGCACUAGUGAGUCAACACCUGCAGGUAGAUGUGCCUUAGUACAGCAUGUUGCGCAUAACUGCUUUAACAAUCAGGCUGUUCUAUUAUUUGCAUGUGAUGUUCUGAUUGUGAUUUGCAUAUAUUACAUGUAAAACAUUUCCUGACGCAUCUAGAAUGGUGUGUCGUCCCAGCUAAUCUUUGCCAGGCAUAUUUCUUUUUAGGCCACUAUUAAAUCUACUAUUUAGUCUUUUUCAUUGAUAUGAUCAACUUGGAUAACAAUGAAAGUAUGCCAGGUAGGGGAGCCAGGCUCACUAACCAUCAACAAAUAGCCAGAGAGAUCCUUCAUUCAGCUGACCUUGUAAAUGUAUGCCUAUUUACAAUCGGUCAUUUUAUCGCUACACACACACCCACAAAAACUUGGAACUUUGUACAUUGCAGAUAGUUUGAACCAUGUUAAAGGAAUAUCAUUAAUAAUCUCCAAGGUCUCAAUCAUUCAGGACAUGUUAGUUGGAACUUUCUUAAGAACUUUUUAAGAUGAUUAACAUCAAUGUUGAGUGCUACCAGCAGAGCACCAAGAAUAUGCUGUAUUUUGCCAUAAUACUUGUUGUCUUUUUGACUUAGUGCUGUGCAUUCUUCAGAAUGAUUGUUGUGAACAAGUUCAUAAAAAAAGGGCUCAUGGCAGCUGGCAAUUAGGACGUUUUUUUUUAUUUUAUUAAUUUUGUGUAAACACUGGAAUAGUUUUUAUUAGUUAAAUAUAUUGAACUGUUAACAAAUAUAAAAUAUUUGGUCUAUAUGUGAAGUGUCCAUACAAGUUGCCUAGUCAUUUUGAUACUUUAUUAUUGUGAGGGGGGGGACACAAAAUUUCCAUACUUAAAUGGAAGACUUUGAUAUCUGCUGCGUUAUCGGUACUAUGUGAUACAAGAUAGGUCAGUUCCCAAAUGUUUACUUUUGAACUAUUCUUUUGAAUUAAUGAACAAAAUAUAAACAUGAUGGCUGAUUUAGUUUAGAUGUUUCUAUUUUGGCAUGAACAUAAAAUUGUAUUCAUAACUGGACCAAAAUCUUUAAAUACAAACAUACAGUUCAGAUGUGCUUACAAAAUUAAGUAACAUUCAAAAGUUGACCACCAUGAAAUACGCCCACAAUAUGAAAAAUGUGUGUACAAAAGGACAGUCCCUUUCAUAUAUCCAUAUAAUAAGCACUUUUAAAUCUAUUGGACCACAUAAUUUGACUAUCAAUAUAUUUAAGCUAGAAAGUAUGAAAAAUGUAUGUACGUGAAGACACAGACAUCUCAAAUUCCAGAUUCUGAUGCUCUCAAAAACUUGUGCUAGAAUGUCCUCAUCAUAACUGAUUAAGCGGUUUUAUAGAUGUAUGUAAAUCUGUGAAGUGCUGCAUCAAUGCAUGUGAAGCGGGGAAUAAUACGUACUGUUAUUAAUGAUAGCAUGUUAAAAAGAAAGAAAAAAACACUCCUGUAUAGUGCUGUUGUAUAGUGCCUUAGUACCAAAUUGGGACAGAUGGUGGUAGAAACGGGACAUCUACAGCUGUAGCAGAGAAUUAAUAAAAAUGGGAAUGUACAUGCACCAACUCCGAUCCAGAACUUGCUGUACACUAUAUCUAAAGUUUCUACUUUUCAUCGAACAAACCAUCACAUUAGCCCAUGCAAUUGUAGAAUUCUGUGUGCAACAAAGGGUAAAAGUGGAAGCAGGCACAGUUUAUCUACUUUUUCAAUUAUAUUGUUUGGUAGGAAGAAUAGCAAGCUCAAUGGGGUCUUCUUUAAUGCAAUCCUAAGUUUUUAAGUAAGGAUUUACCAGUGAUACCUCGUAGUGAACCAAGUAAAAUCUGAUUGAAUUAGUAUAAGCUAAAUGCAAGCACACGCUGGUUUAUGAACAAUAUAACCAGUAAAGAAAAUGUGUAUCCUUAGUAUAUGUAGAACUAAGGACACUCAAGAAAGAGUUAUUUUAAUUGGUUUCAAUGAUCUGUAAUUCAUACAUCUUGUUAUAACAAUUAAUUAGUCAAUGGCUUGAAAACUUGUAAGAUGAUUGAUUGGCUUAAAAACAGUUAUUAAUCUCUGAUAUAAAGUACUUUUGGAGACUAAAAAACACCUAUGGUACUGCUCUCUGUGUCAGGUAUUAUUGCUUAAUUGUGCUGACUACCAGCUAAUUUGAAAUGCACUGUAUAUGUUUCCUCGUGAAAAAAGUUAAAAUACUAAUAAUAAUAUUGAUUGUA
Acipenser ruthenus (sterlet) is the source of this 5699-nucleotide messenger RNA. Its product is annotated as 1-acyl-sn-glycerol-3-phosphate acyltransferase gamma-like. Gene Ontology annotation, cellular component: endoplasmic reticulum; endomembrane system. NCBI's taxonomy places the organism in Eukaryota, Metazoa, Chordata, Actinopteri, Acipenseriformes, Acipenseridae. Bases 382 to 1512 code for a protein of 376 amino acids. Gene Ontology annotation, molecular function: 1-acylglycerol-3-phosphate O-acyltransferase activity. The transcript has 10 exons. The record is from RefSeq and is a predicted model, not a curated record.